AUGGCAAGUGAACACGGUAAACAGACCCCACAGAAAAACGUUCAACCCAAUCAUGGUGCCCUUCAGUCACAUCUCAAAAAUGUGCCGUUUUGGAACAUAUACGACGUUGAGUCGCGUCACAUUGUCAAUCGAGUAGUUGGGACUGGACAGAAUACUCGAUCCGAUGGAAUGAUCGGUCCACUUCCCCCUUCGAAGACAGGGCUUAAACGGAGUUUAUCAGAAAUCAGCGGUAUCGAAGUAACCGGCACAUCCUCAGGCGAGGUCAUUUCAUCCGCUGAACCAGAAACCCCUAUACCACAGGUGGAAGAUAUGGCAAAACAAGCUGCUGGAGGCUCCACUGCUCCUGCAGCUAAAAGGUCGCUCAGGGAUAUUAAGCAAGGAUUAUUGUUGAAAAGGGUUAAGGUCGAGCCACAAGACGUCAAGAUCAAACUCGAGGCGAUAGAGCCUUCCCCAUCCCUUUCUACCUCCAUUUCAACAUCUUCCACGGCUGCUGGACAAGGGGGAGUUUCCAAAGACAAUGAACCCAGCAUUCAUCCAGAUUCUGCAACUCCCGGCCCUGUUACUGCAAAAAUGAUGUCUUCGAGCAAGAAGGAUCACCCCAGGGCUCCAAAUGUCAAGGCCAAGAAGCCCACCCCCGUUUCUACCAUCGAAGGUGCACCUGCCGCCUCCAUCAAAGCCACACCCGCUGCCACAAUCGAAUCUGCACCCGCUUCUGCCAUCAAACUUGCCCCCGCUUCCGCCAUCGAAGCACCCACGCCCAUCACAUCAAGAGGCAGGAAACCUAUUCCACCUUCCAGUACCAAACCCACCCCUCAACUCAACAACCCUACGCCCAUUCCGCUUUCCAGGACUACUCCUAAUGAUCCGGCUUCACUGACAAAACCGAGUACCGUCCCUGAUGAUCCUGCUCUGAGCAGCAGAGAAAAAUCCGCCCCUGAUGCUACUGCUCCGAACAGUGGAGAAAAAUCAGGAAAUGCCAGCGUUCUUGAACUUGCUGGGAUACCUUGCCUUCCGCUUACAGGCAGUAUGCUAGUCAUUCCCCGAUGCCCUCGCAGGAGCUUCAUAUCCUACGAUCUUCAGUGGCCUCAGAACAGGGAAGACUGGUUACACGAAGUAAGGGGUGAGAAUAUGUCUGAAUUACAUGUAGAUUGGGAAAUUAGCGAGGCGAAAUUCAGCAAAAUGUAUCCAGACUUGGCGAAAAUGGAAUAUAACUAUGCUACCUCCGAACUCCAGGGCAUAGAGGAAAACAUGCUCAGGAGGUUUCACAUUUCUGAUCAUUCGGAUUAUUGUGUUACUGUAGAGUCUCUGAGAUCAGGAAGGUAUGGACAACUUCUUCUUGAGGCGGAUAUGUAUCAAGAAUUGGCGAAGAUCAAGAAGGGUUUGGGGUCUGCUAAGGAGCACAUUAAGGAACUUCUGGCUUCCGCUUCGGAAUAA
Molecule: messenger RNA, 1434 nt
Organism: Psilocybe cubensis
Lineage: Eukaryota; Fungi; Basidiomycota; Agaricomycetes; Agaricales; Agrocybaceae
Exons: 4
Coding region: 1-1434 (477 amino acids)
Source: RefSeq, a predicted model, not a curated record